Molecule: messenger RNA, 1667 nt
Organism: Manis pentadactyla (Chinese pangolin)
Lineage: Eukaryota; Metazoa; Chordata; Mammalia; Pholidota; Manidae
Product: scavenger receptor cysteine-rich domain-containing group B protein-like
Cellular component (GO): membrane
Source: RefSeq, a predicted model, not a curated record
GUCUCCGGUUCUCUAGAACGUUUUGGAUAUUUGCCCCUUCCCUUGCAGUUACCGUAUUUCACAUCUAAAGAGGGGAAUGAUGGAACAACAUGUCUGAAAUCAGAAAUAGCCUGGAAAAGCAGUCACUGCAUUUAUGAGCACUAAUAUGACUUAUGCCCACGGGACUUAGAAAAAGGAAGCAAGAGUUUCUAGACUGCUAGAAUUCAGAGUUUGUUACAGGAAGAGCUAAAGAAAAGUCUCAUUAGAAAUCUCUUGCCAGCACUGCUGAUCCCCCCUCCAGGAAUGACCCCUGAGUCCUCCCCAGACUUACCCAUCAUCAGGUUGGUGGAUGGGAGGAGCCGCUGUGAAGGGCACACUGAGGUAGAACACAACGGCACGUGGGCGCUGUGUGACCCCUUUGGGUCACACCGCUGGGUGUGCCGGCGGCUGGACUGUGGGGAGGGCAUCAGCGCCCUGGGGAAUGGCCACGCAGGGGAGGGCGUGGGGAGCAUCCUCCCGGGCAAUGUGCAGUGCCCGAGCAAUGCGACCACGCUAGGCCAGCGCCGGCAGCUGGGCCUGCCCUUCCACAACUGUGGCCACCGUGAGGACGCCGGGGUCACUUGCUCAGGUACCCGCUCUUGGCCUUCUCCUGAAGCUGCCGGCGCCGUGAACGAAGCAAAACGAAUGGAAGGAGGCUUGGGUCCCAUUGAUUCCAGGAGGCUUCUGGGUCAUCCUUAGCCUCUCUCAAUGUGCUGAGCUACACAGUGCUUAAACCAAUACCCACGAGUUCACUUGGAAGCCCUCAGUCUCCGCCAUCUUCAAGGAAUUAUUUAUCAGACUCCUUCUAUUACUGGAGUGACUGCACUCCCUAGUCUCUGUCUUAAUGAUCCGCUUGGAGCUUUAAAUAUGACUUCAUAGUGCAGCCUUUGGGAAUUCCAUGAACAAAAUCCAGCUCCUCUCUUGCACACUUUGGUGAAAGCUUGCAAUUUCCUUUUGGCUUCAUGGUUUGAGAUAGUUUCCUUUUUUUUCUUUUUUUAGUUCAGCCCACUUACUUAUCCAAGGCUGCUGAAAAAGUAGAAUAGAAAAGGAAAUCAGAUGAAAUGAAAAUAUUCAUUGCCCAGCUCAUCUUAAUUUUAUAGAGCUAAGAUUAGAAUAAAGUUUAGUUAAUUCAUCUAUUUUUGUUAUCAGAUGCUUACUGAGCAUUUAAUAUGGGCCAGGAGCAAUUCUAGGUGAAGAUACAGUCCCUUGCACAACAGACAACACUCAUGCCCUCGUGGGGCACGUUCCAGCCACAGGGCUCAGGGUUGCUUAUGCGUUUCAGCCACAAUACAUCAUUAACAAAAGUAAAUUUACAUCAAAUCAGGGGUCACAAUAUGCUGGAUUAUGUUAAGAAACCACUUUGCUUUAAUGUUAAGACAACUUGGUGCUGUGUUAUAAGCUAGUUUGGUGAAAAUGAGAAAUCAAUGUUAGAAACCUAAAGUCAGAAUCAAGGAAGUUUCUGGGACUUCAAAACUCUAGAAGACUUUUCCUCUUCACUGCAUCCAUGAAACUGCUUUUCUGACCCAUCCUGGGAGGUAAUACUUCUCCCACAGUCCAUGAGCAUUUCUCACCUCUUGCCGCAUGCAUCCCUAGCUCUAUUUCCAUCUCAUUCAAAAAAACUUUUCUUAUUUUUAAUUUCACACUUCCUA